CAAAAACCCGUUUCCAACGAUUCGCGCCGUUACAUUGACCAUUGUUGAUUACUUCACAUUAUUUCGCUUCAUUGGUCGUGUGUGUGCGGCCUGUGUUGCCUCCAGUCGGCUGCAUCUGUCCCUCAUCUGCUCUUCAGCACUCUUCGCUCACUCCAUUCGUGCGUGAAUUCGCCUUGGCGAAGGAAGAAAGAACCGCGUGGCAAUCGCCAGCUCUAACCGCCACCAUCAUUCCGAAAGCAUGGCGAGUGAAAAACGCACGCAAUCCGAACAACUCAAACAACUACUGCACGAAUUUCCGCACGAAAUCAUCAGUCCUGUAAGCUGCAGUGAGACUGAUGCCGCCAAAGUACAAGCACUAUCAAAAUAUGUGUAUCCGGUAUUGAAAACUGGAAUUGAGCACACACUUCGGCAAAUCUUGGAAAAAGAUGCUCAUUUUGUCGCGUUUGGAGAAGCACUUGACGAAUUAGAAUCUUUGAAACAGACUGGCCAAAAGAGGACAAAUACUCAAGAUGUGGAACCAGGAAAGAUUGAUUUUGAUGAUUACAAAAUUAUAGCUCUGCAUAAACAAAUUCGUAAAAUGCAGAAGAAAAUUCAAGCCAACAACACAAAAAUCAACAAUCUGAUGAAUCAGGUUGAAAGGAAGCGAGAACGCGUUAACAACGUCCACACAAAUUUAAUGCAAUUGUAAACAAUUAUGAUUGUAGGAGUGAUUCAUGCUGAGCAUCUUCAUCUUUAACCUGCAGGAGGGCUUCCAGUUUGAGUAAUUCCAGCUCAAGUUUACAAUUUUUCUGAUGUAACGCCUAUGAAAUGUGAUAUAUUAAUUAGUUUAUAUUUUUUAAUAUUAUGAUCUUACAUUGA
Molecule: messenger RNA, 858 nt
Organism: Dalotia coriaria
Lineage: Eukaryota; Metazoa; Arthropoda; Insecta; Coleoptera; Staphylinidae
Exons: 4
Coding region: 239-688 (149 amino acids)
Source: RefSeq, a predicted model, not a curated record